Molecule: messenger RNA, 1350 nt
Organism: Ochotona curzoniae (black-lipped pika)
Lineage: Eukaryota; Metazoa; Chordata; Mammalia; Lagomorpha; Ochotonidae
Exons: 6
Coding region: 1-1350 (449 amino acids)
Source: RefSeq, a predicted model, not a curated record
AUGCCAACGCUCAACCUCCAGGAGCCCCUCCCAUCGGACAGCCCUCGGAGGUCCAGCAGCCAGGAAUCCCAAUCCCCUGAGACUGCAGACAUCACUCAGGACAGCGGCCCUGAGCCUCGUCCAGCUCUGAGAACUCGCCGGGUCAGCAUCCAGGAGCCCCUCCCGUCCAGGAGCCCUCGGAGGGCCGGCGUCCAGGAACCCCCUGAGACUGCAGACAUUAUUCAGGACAGCAGCCCUGAGCCUCGACCAGCUCUGAGAACUCGCCGGGUCAGCAUCCAGGAGCCCCUCCCGUCGGGCAGCCCUCGGAGGGCCAGCGUGCAGGAGCCCCUCCCCUCGGGCAGCCCUCGGAGGGCCAGCGUGCAGGAGCCCCUCCCGUCGGGCAGCCCUCGGAGGGCCAGCGUCCGAGAUGAUCACUUGGCUUUGCAAAGGCGCCAUUUCAGUCUGCAAGCCUUCCCUUCGCUGGCCAGCGUGGACUCAGCCAGUUCCCGCAACAACCUGACAAUGCAGACAAGAAAACAGAGCCUGGCUUCCCAGGCGCGGUGCAGUAUUGACGUGCCCCCGUCCAUCACUCACAGUCCCCAAAGCAGCAUCAGCAACCUGGAGUCUGUGGUGAUCUGGGGUUCCCAGGAGAGCCUCGGGGACAGGUCCUACAGCCUCCAGCCCGACCAGGACAGCCUGGAGGACGACCAGAGCCUCACGGCAGCCAUCUCAGUGGGCGACCCUUCCUCCCGGGCUCACAAGGGCCAUGAGCAGCUGCUGUUCCCCGUCUGCUGGCGACUGCUGCACAACGCCAAGAGGAUCACACGCUACACCAGCCUGGUGCUGACGCUGGCUGGCAUCCUCACCAUCACCCUUGUGUCUCUGGGCCAGCCCUGGAUGCACUUCCAGGUGCCGCUGGGACCUGCCAGGGAGCGGGAGAGCCCCCCACGCAUCCUUAUCAACACGGUGCUCUUCGUACAGUGCCCGGAAAGCUCCUGCCUGCACGAGUACGACCAGAAUGCUUACCUGCUGGACUUGGCCUGGACCUGCUUCGUUUUCUCCAGCAUCUGCAGUAUCUAUGGUUUCUUCACGCUCAUCAGCACCAUCUUCUUCACCACCUCCAACCUGCCCGUGCUCGACUUCUCCAUCUUCCUCAGCAGCAUCCUGACAGCAACCAGCAUGGUGCUGGGGGUGCUGUUCUACCUGCUGCAGGCCAGCCAGUUCCUGCAGGAAGGCAUGACCUACAGGCUGGGCGUCAGCUUCUACAUGGCAUGGGCCGGAGCCGCCUUCUUCCUGCUGGCCGGUCUCCUGUCCUACUUGAAUUACAUGAAUUUCUGGUUCAUUUUGGCACUCGAGGGCAACUGGACUUAG